This is a messenger RNA of Cucurbita pepo subsp. pepo (vegetable marrow), 1614 nucleotides long. RefSeq names its product EPIDERMAL PATTERNING FACTOR-like protein 3. Gene Ontology annotation, biological process: guard cell differentiation; stomatal complex development. Lineage: Eukaryota; Viridiplantae; Streptophyta; Magnoliopsida; Cucurbitales; Cucurbitaceae. The record is from RefSeq and is a predicted model, not a curated record.
CAACUCAAAAGCAAACAUGUUUAUGGGUUUGUGAUGGAAUGGAUGAUUGUUUUAUCCUGGGGUCGAGAUUCUAAAGCUGGUUCCUGGGGUUUCCCUUUGCAGAGCCGCUGAUGGGAAAUCGCCAAGAUUUCAAUGGACAGUCGAAAAGAAGAAGAAGAAGAAGAAGCGUGAAAGAAAAUGCAGGUGGUGAUGGAAUAAUCAACCACUCAAAUCUCGCAGAUAUCAAUAAGAAAUCCCUAGACGAUAUCGGACAGCAGCAGAGCUAUCUCCAAAACGUACCAUCUCUGCAUUUGAUGCUUAAACUACCUUCUCUGCUGACCCAUUUUCAUCCUUUUCUUUUCACAAUAUCCUCUCAUUUUUCUCAUUAUUUACAUCUCCCAUCCACCCGCUUCAACACUCAUUCUGCGCCCCUUUCUCUGUCCUUCCUUUUCUAAUUACUGCCCGCCAUGUGUUUGAUUAUUUGUCUGUGCCACAGUUUUAGCCUCCCAAGGCUUGCUUCCCAUGUUUUAAAUUUUACACCACUCAUCUCAAUUCUCCAAAUACACUCAAAUAAACAGUUCAACUUUCAUUUGGGGCGUUAAGAAUUGCUAUCUUCAAUAUUGGGUAUGUACACAUAGAAACCACUAGUUAGUGCCUGCAAUGUGUUUGAUUAUUUGCUUAUGUGAAAGUUUUGGCCUAAUGCUUUGAACUCUGACAUAAUUCAUAACACUUGUUCAAAUAGAACCAAAUAAGCGAUUAAACUUUCAUACGGGAUGUUAAUAAAUUGCUAUGUUGAUUCCUUGAAGGAAGAAUGUAGUGAUUUCCAUCUUGAUUAUAACCCAAAUGGAUGGCUGAGAUUGAAUUUGGAGCUGCAUUCUUACUACUCUGUAAAAGAUCGACCCCAUUUGUAGUACCUUAUUUAAUUGAUGCAAUUUUUUUCCUUCUCCUCCAUAAAUAGCCCCUCUGUCAAUGGAUCUUCUCUUCUUUAAAUAGGAAUGAAACUGGCAGAGGUGAAAUAAAGCCCCUGCAGUCAAGGUAGCUGGUGUUUUUAUUGUUCUUCUUCUCCAUAUUUACAUUGCUUCUGGUUUGGGGAAAUGUGAACCUGCUUGAUACCCUCAGUUAUCUGUCUGGGUUUUCAAGAAGACAUGAAAGGAACAUAUUAUUGUUUUAUGUUCAUUCUGCAUUUAGCCUGUUGGGUUCCUGCUAAAACCACCGCUUUUGCUCCAAAUCAUCCUCUCCUUCCUCAUAAACAACAACGUCUGUUGCCAGCUCUUGUCUCAGCCGCUUCUAAUUCAAAACAGGGCGUUGGAGGCGUAAAUGAAGAAGAAAUGUUGUAUAGAGGGAUGAGACGAAUGGGUUCAGGGCGGCCGAGGUGUGAGCACAAAUGCUAUGGAUGCAGUCCAUGUGAAGCCAUUGAAGUGCCUACCAACAACAACAACAACAACAAGAAGAGGCGCACCCACGUGGGGGUCCAAUACACCAACUAUGAGCCCGAGGGAUGGAAAUGCAAGUGCGGCCAUUCCUUUUACACCCCUUGAUUCUAACUUGCUUUUCAAUUAUUGCUUCUUCUUCUUCUUUAGUCACAUGAACCCUGUCACUUCAAAACUCAUAUCAAUAUAACAUAACUAAAAUCUU